This is a messenger RNA of Didymosphaeria variabile, 963 nucleotides long. RefSeq lists its product as uncharacterized. The record is from RefSeq and is a predicted model, not a curated record. NCBI's taxonomy places the organism in Eukaryota, Fungi, Ascomycota, Dothideomycetes, Pleosporales, Didymosphaeriaceae. Gene Ontology annotation, cellular component: cytoplasm. Bases 1 to 963 code for a protein of 320 amino acids. Gene Ontology annotation, molecular function: zinc ion binding. The transcript has a single exon.
AUGGCUUCCACACCACCUAAAAUCACGCCGCCGAGCGCUACAAGCUACACCGAGAUGAAGCGCGAUGUUGAGGAUAUCGGGGCUCACUGCCAAAUGCCCUACUGCCAUGUCCUCGACUUCCUCCCCUUCCGCUGCGAGAGCUGUAAAGGAACCUACUGUCUCGAUCACCGAUCCGAACACGCACACAAGUGCCCUAAAGAAGGCGAUUGGGCACGCCGGAAAGCAGGCCGUGACGGCACCACAACACUUAGUUCAGUCAAUGGGAAACCGUCGCUCUACUCGCACGACCAACAAUGCUACGAGAAGUCCUGCAAGACGCUCAUCAACACGAGCCGCAUGCCCGCGAACCAGUGUUCGACCUGUAACCGAUCGUACUGCCUACCACACCGCUUCCCCGAAGACCACGACUGCAAGAACGUAAAACCCGCAGGCGCGCGAUUAGGCGCUUUUCAACAACAGCGCGACCGCGGUCUAUCCACUCUAGCCAAGCUCAAGGUAUGGGCCGAGGAGAAACGGGCAAAAGACGCAGCGAAGAGCACAAAGAAGUCGGGGUUCCUCGGCCUAGGAUCUAAGAGCUCCUCAGGCGCACGGGAAGCGCUGGCCGCUGCGAACGAGCUGAAGCGGACCGCGAAGGGCGAUGCAUCGGUGCCGCAGGACAAGCGCAUUUACCUCCAUGUUGAAGCCUCAGCCGAUACUACGAAAGCGAAGUACCCAACGGGCAAGUUUUACUACAACAAGGAGUGGACUGUGGGUCGGGUGCUGGAUAUGGCGGCCAAGUCGCUGCAGGUGCAGAACGUAAAUAAUCACGGUGGCGGCGAGGAGGAGAAGCUGAGGGUGUUCCAUGUGGAAGGAGGCAGGCUGCUCAAGUUCAGCGAAAAGAUCGGAGAGCCAUGUCAGACAGGCAAUAUGAUUGUCUUGCUGCGCGGUGUUGGCUCGGGAGAGCCGGAUUUGAUUGACUUGUAG